Messenger RNA from Neomonachus schauinslandi (Hawaiian monk seal), 1850 nucleotides. RefSeq names its product nuclear receptor binding factor 2 (gene NRBF2). Gene Ontology annotation, biological process: autophagy. The record is from RefSeq and is a predicted model, not a curated record. The transcript is spliced from 5 exons. The coding region runs from base 324 to 1058 and encodes 244 amino acids. Lineage: Eukaryota; Metazoa; Chordata; Mammalia; Carnivora; Phocidae.
CUUCCUCAGGCCGCCGCUUACCCCGGGGUCUAUGGAAGUAAUGGAAGGACCCCUCAACCUGUUUGUCUUCACAGCAGAUGGUGGCAGUUCUGAAGAAAAGUAAGCUACACUGGAAAGGAAGUAGGAAAAAAGAUGCAGCAGAGCUGCAUGUGGGAGAAAUUGAUCCUUAGACUUAAAAUCAAAAACAGGUCUUGGACUUCUCUAACACUUGAACAGUUAUCGCUCAUCAACAGAGCAGACGAGCAGAUCGUUUAUUAGCUGCAGGGAAAUACGAAGAGGCUAUUUCUUGUCACAAAAAGGCUUCAGCAUAUCUUUCUGAAGCCAUGAAGCUCACACAGUCUGAGCAGGCUCAUCUGUCACUGGAAUUGCAAAGGGAUAGCCACAUGAAACAGCUGCUCCUCAUCCAGGAGAGGUGGAAAAGGGCCAAGCGGGAGGAGAGACUGAAAGCCCAGCAGAGCACAGACAGGGAGGCGGCCGCCCAGCUGCAGGCAUCUCCCAGGCCCUCUUCUGAGGACGCCGAGGGCCAGAGUCCCCUUCUCUCUGAGAAAUACGGCCCUUCCGCGGAGAAGCGUCUGCCUGAAAUUCAGGGGGUCUUUGACAGGGACCCAGACACACUCCUGUUUUUACUUGAGCAGAAGCGUGAGCCGGCAGAGCCGCGCGUCGGAAGCAGAGCCCCCAAAGAUGAUAAGACAGUCAUAGAGGAGCAGGCGACCAAGAUCGCCGAUUUGAAGAGGCACGUGGAGUUCCUCGUGGCUGAGAAUGAAAGAUUAAGGAAGGAAAAUAAACAGCUGAAGGCCGAGAAGGCCAGACUUCUAAAGGGCGCAGUAGAGAAGGAGCUGGGUGUGGAUGCUGACUUCGUAGAAAAGUCGGAGCUGUGGAGCUUGCCGCCGCCUCCCGAGACCGCCGAGGCCUCGUCCGGCUGGCAGAGCCUGGCCGCGAGCGCGGGGAGAGCCAAGGACAUCCCCAUACCCAGUCUCCCGCCCCUGGAUUUCCCGUCCCCGGAGCUUCCCCUUAUGGAGCUCUCGGAGGAUCUUCUGAAAGGGUUUAUGAAUAAUUGAAACGGAAGGCCAUACAAGAGCUGAGGAGACAAGACAAAAUAAUAGAGUAAUACAGUUCAUCCAGAAAAAAAAAGGGAAAACCACACGGGGGGCGAUAGCAGAGACGGGCCGGGGAGGGGGGGGGCCCGCGGGGCCGGGAAACGCUCACUGUGACGCGUCCCGUGUGCGGCGGAGCCCGGGUGCUGAGGACUCCAGACGGGCCAGACACCAGGCUCCCGGGGGCUCCCUCUCUCCUGAUACAAACCAAAUGGCUACCUGGAAUAACUUUUUCAAGCAACAGUUAUUUUUCUUAUCUUCAGGGUUAAAAUGUAUAAAAGUCUGUUAUGUAUAAUUAAUCUAUAAUGCCAUAAAUGAUAAUGCAAAACCUAAAUAAUAUGGCGGCCUGAGGGGCCACCUUGUAUUUGAAACAUGCUUUCUAUCAUGCAUUGACUCUAUGCAUUUUGUUAUGCACAUUUCGUUUGUUGAGUAAGGUGUGUAAGACACACCUUUCUAGCUGAAACUCUGUGCGCCACACUUUGCACUACUCAUGACAUAAUGAGAACCUCAAGACUAUCAGGAGAAAUAUUUAAAUUUCCAUUUUAUGAAGAAAGGAACCAAAUUGUUAUUUUUUUUUAAAUUACCAGUUUACAUAAUUAAUCAGGGUGCAUUUUAAGUUCUGUUUUAUUGUUUAAAUGUAUCAUUUGAAAGUACUAAGGAAAUAUCCUUUUCUUUACUGAUGCAUGAGUGGAAGUGAUGGUAGUUGGCAGUGUUUGAUUGUAAGAAGUCAAUAAAGUAAUUGUGUUUUAUACCUUU